This is a messenger RNA of Sungouiella intermedia, 3174 nucleotides long. Lineage: Eukaryota; Fungi; Ascomycota; Pichiomycetes; Serinales; Metschnikowiaceae. The record is from the annotation of a GenBank genome assembly.
AUGACUAUAAUAAUUGGUUCACUCUUCUUGCCUUAUACCGUCAAAUUUGAGGUUGCUCAAGACGAUUUUAACUCUGAUACUCGGUAUUUGGAGCUGUCGACAGCUUCACUGGCAACUCCAAUUCCCAUUAAGCCUGGCAGACCGCCCUUGAGGUCGGCCAUCACAAACUCCAUUCUACCUUCAUUGAGCAAUGUUCCCACUGCGGCUCAAACUCCGAGUGGUUCACCGCCCCACCUUGGUAUUCGAGAGAUCGAGGGUUCUGCUCAGCUGUUUUUCCAAAAGGCACGUAAACCUUCUAGUGAUAAUGCUACUAUCUUGCAGGAUACUGUCAACGAACGGUUGGCUCCACACUUGAUUCAGCCCAAAUCUCGCUAUCUGGGACUGAUUCCAAGUCUGGUGAUUGAGGCCAAAAAAAGGGACGAGGACCUGGGAUUGUCUGGCCUCAAGAUCAGUCGGUCGCUGACAUCGUUGGCUGCACAUCCGGGACUCAGCAGAAGUGGCUCGUCCUCAAGCGAUUUCCCUGUGAUUCCACGUGGGCGAAGCUCAAUAUCAAGACAGUUUUCUGGGUUUACUUUGGGAAACAAUAGCAACAGCUCACUUGUCAUCGCAGAGGAGGAUGAGCCUUCGAGGUAUUUUGACCCACCACAUAAACUGACACUGGGCGACGCUGACACCACCGUCGAGUUGGAGAACGAACGAUUGGCACCUUACGGAGGCUUUUCCCGCCCAGACUUGGAGGAGACGUUUCUCAGCCAGAGAAGUGUGUUUGAUCUGGCACCUUGGCAGGUGGUGAAGACUGAUAAGGGCAAUGGGUCGUUGAUUAACGCAGUCCAUUUGGCUCACGAGAAAGGCAUCAUCAACAAUGUGAAAUGGGUGGGCACCAUGUCCCUGCCCAGUGACGCUAUCCCCGAAAAGGUCAUGAACAAGAUCUCGGAUAAAUUGCAUGAGGAGUACAACUGUGAGUCAGUGGUGGUCAACGACAUCACUUUCCAAGGACACUACAAGUCGUUCUGUAAGCAAAUCUUGUGGCCUACGUUGCAUUACCAGAUCCCCGACGACCCUAAAUCCAAGGCAUUUGAGGAACACUCGUACCAUCACUACAAGCUCUUGAAUCAGACUAUUGCAGACAAAUUGGUGGCUACCUAUUUGAGGGAGAAUAACCACUUAUCUCCAGACGACCCGGAGAACAUGAUCUGGAUUCAUGACUACCAUUUACUCUUAGUUCCUGGUAUGAUCCGCGAGAAAUUGCCUGAUGCCAAAAUUGGUUUUUUCAUGCAUGUCUCUUUCCCGUCUUCGGAGGUGUUCAAGUGUUUGGCUCAGAGAGAGGCUCUCCUCCAGGGUAUGCUAGGUGCUGAUUGUAUCACCUUCCAAACAAAAGAGUAUGUGAGACAUUUCUUGCAGACAUGUAGCAGGCUAGUGUUGGCCGAUACACUUGAAGACGGGCUUACUCACGAUGGCACCUUCACCAAGGUGAACACCAUUCCAGUUGGAAUUGAUGCAAACGACUUACGGGUCAAGCUCAGCAGCAAUGAAGUUUUGGACUGGAAGCAAUUGAUCACUGAGCGUUGGAAUAAUCAGACACUCAUUGUAUCCAGAGAUCAUUUGGAUAAGUUGAGAGGCGUGAAACAGAAGCUUCUAGCAUAUGAACGGUUUUUGCGUGAGAAUCCGUCAUAUGUUGAGACAACUGUAUUGCUUCAGAUUUACAUGGGAACCACUGAUGACGAUGACUACGAGAGUGAGGUGAUGCAAAUUGCUUCAAGGAUCAAUUCCAUGUCCGAGAAUAUCUCUGAUACCCCACCAGUUGCCAUCGUUCAUCAGGAUAUUGGAUUUGAUCAGUACAUUGCCCUCUUGAGUGAAGCUGAUGUGUUUAUUGUCUCUUCCAUGAGAGAAGGAUUGAAUUUAACAUGUCAUGAAUUUAUCGUCGCAGCAGAAAAAAAGAAGGCUCCUCUUAUUUUAUCUGAGUUCACAGGCUCAUCCAACUUGUUGGGCGGUGAUGGUAAAGGUGCAUUAUUGAUUAACCCUUGGGAUAUUAAAAAUUUCAGCGAUACAAUUAAGUUUGCUUUGAAUAUGCUGCCACUGGAGAAGGAGAAACAUUGGAAGGUUUGCAAUGAAAUUGUGACCAAGCAUGAUUCGAUGGACUGGAUUAAGGGCUGUAUUAAGUCUAUUAAUGAUGCCUGGAAGAAGGAUUCAGAGAAGCUGUCGGAUGUUGUUCCUUUGAGCAGUACUGUCUUUGAUAAAUUCUACGAAUCUGCAACAGGAGGAAGACUCUUUUUCCUUAGUUUGGAUCAAAUGAUCAACAGAAGCACACUAUAUGGAGGUAGAUCUGGUUCGAGAGACUCGUUCCUCGAGUUUUCCCGAAUUGGUAGCCUUUUGCGAGGUUUGAUCUCAAACCCAAAUAACCGAGUGUAUGUUACCAGUGCAAUGAAGAAGUCAGAAAUGUAUCUGAUUUUCAAGAACACUCCAAAUAUUGGAUUGGUUGCAGAAAGUGGAGGGUACAUUAGAAUUAUUGGGGAGUCUAAAUGGUUCUCGCUCAUAGACGAAAAGCAGGUCAACAACUGGAAACCACAGGUGUCACAGUUGAUCAAAUCUAAAGCUGAAAGACUUCCAGGAUCUAGUGCCGUCAUCGAGGACUGUACAGUUCGUUUGCUUGCGGAUACUUCGAUGGCAGAAGACCCGAAGAGAAGUCUCGAUGUUAUGGGCGAUUGUAUCCAGCACAUCAACGAGGCCUACGAAGAAAGUCAGGGUGUACAUGCUACCAUUGUUGACAAUUCUGUCUUUGUUCUGGAAAAGAAUAUCACAUUACGAGCAUUGAAUAUUCUUUUGGCUAUUUACACCACGGACAUCUCAGUGGACGCGAUCUCUCAAAAGUUUAACAUUAAGAGGGUUCUGUCCUCAACGGAUGCAUUGUUCCGCUCGGAAUCCAAUAACACAAAGAAUGACGAUAGAUUCAAGGAAGCCAACAAAGUCACCUCUCUUUUCUAUGCUGGUGGCCUCAACCCUCUUGACGAGACUGUUUUCGACAGUAUUUCUCAAUUUGAGAAGGAUGGUGUUCUUGACUCCACAUUGAGUGUUGUUGUUCGUGGUAAUCGUGAUGACACACGAACCUCUGCAACUUACACUGUCUCGGGUCUGAAUGAAUUGUUUGGAAUUCUUUCGAAGGCAGGCAGACGUUAA